Podospora pseudopauciseta is the source of this 2668-nucleotide messenger RNA. RefSeq lists its product as uncharacterized. NCBI's taxonomy places the organism in Eukaryota, Fungi, Ascomycota, Sordariomycetes, Sordariales, Podosporaceae. The transcript has 5 exons. The coding region runs from base 343 to 1710 and encodes 455 amino acids. The record is from RefSeq and is a predicted model, not a curated record.
CUCUAAAAGAUAAAACGGCGGCCUUUCAUCCUUGGGGAACCGGAGGUGUUGGGGGGAGAAGCUGGACAUGUCAAGCCUCACAUCAUCACAUGCUUUCUCGUGCCUGCGGCCUGCCUGGCGCCAUCUCGUGCCAACCUAAAAAGAGGACCCCGGGGCGUCUCGUGUAUACCGGUCGUGGCUUCCUUAUCUUGGUCGCCAGCGUCACACAUCGCCAUCAUUAAGGUUUCUUGUGUGGGGAGGCCCACCACAAAAAGCUACCAUUGCUCUUUCCCCCCUCCUCCCACUCUCUGCUCUGCUCUGCUCUCGGUGUCCUCUGUCAUCUGGAAACAUCGGACAGCAGCCAUGGAGCGCUCUGAUUGCCUGAUCCCCAGAUGGGACGAGAACAGAACUGAAUUUGACAAGUUCGAGCUCAUGUUCAAAGGAUGGUGCUACCUUAGGCCCGACAAGGUUUACUCGGCCACGACAAUUCUCGCCGACUACUUCAUAGAUACAACCUGGACUCCGAGUGUCGGCUGGGAGAUCACCGUUCAGGAACCCACCCCCGAGACCCCAAUUUCGCCCCUGCCUGGUCGAGAAGGCCUGGCCUAUGUGGCCCUCAACCUUCUCUUUACAACCACCGACGGCGGCUCCGAAAAGCUCGCAAGCGAGAGCAAUUGCCGCUCAUACUUCAACGAGCUAUCGAAACAGCUUUUAUGGCCCUGUCUUGAUGCAUCUCGCAACAAGAUUCAGAUUGACUUUGUGACGUGGAAGUUGGAACCCAGUUGGGGCUAUUCCACUGCCUUCUCACGGUACUGGCUCAAGGGUUGGUCGCAUAAGCCCACCCAGCAGCAGAUGGAGCUCCCAGCUUACAACAUCAGUUACGUUCUGCGCGAUCUCACCAACCUCGAGGGCCUUCGUAAAGGGGAUACUUGUCACGAUUCUUGUCCCAAGGGGGCCGUGGUGGAGUGCACCAAGCACCUCUUGCGCCAGGCUCAGCAGGAGUUCGCCGAGGUCCGCAAAACUGCCAGCGGCGCAUUGAGGCAGCCGUUUGGUGCAGAGGAAGAGGAGAACGUGGAGGCUCUGAUUGAGGAGAGCAUCCGUCAUGCACUUGCCACCAACAACUCAAUUAGAGCCAUCCUCAACAUUCUGAAUGGGAAUGUUGGCCUGGGCCGCAGCCGCUUUUUCUUCAUGCGGAUCCUCCGUCGAAUCCUCAACCGGCCCAAGUACUUGAACAUGGUCAUAACCGACAAGACCUUCGGGAGCAAGAAAGAGUCCAUGUCUGGUGAUGUUAAUUUCUUCGAAUGCAUAGCCAGGACUAUGGCUGGCCACAUUCGUUUGAGGAGUGCCGCUACUCGUCACAAGCUCCGAGGCCAUGUUCAAGAGGCCGUCUCGGGAACCCUCGAGGAAACACAACUUGUCGGCUACUUUGGCCUGGUGGCUGCGAAGGUCGGUCAGCAGGCUCAUCAUGAUGCCGCUCUCGACAAAGUCGGCCAGCAUUACUUUGACGCAUUUUGGGAUGUUGAAGCGGAUAUCGAGGCCCUUAUUCAGAUUCUGGACAAUGAGUAUGCCGCGAAUGGCGAGAAAAUGUUCAGAAAGAAGAGAAAGGCUGUCCCGAAGGGCACACCCAGGUGUCUGUUGGAAAAGGCUGCUCUGAAUGAGAAGCUGGACAAGCUGGAGAACGACUCGGACUCGGAGCUGGAGAUGGACGAGGAGUACGAUGAGAAGUACUGAUUUUGGGGUGGCGAUCUCUGGUGACAUGGAACGGAGUUUAUUUACCGGGCUAGCUUUGCGUUGAUAUGCUGCCGAGCGGCCAAGGGGCAGCUUGAGGAAGCCUGGUGCUCGUGCUGAAGAUAUUGGGCGAGGUCAUGUUGGUUGCUAUUGAUCUCAAUUUAAGAUGGGCGGCCACGCUGGCAAUGUUGUUCGUUAUUUGACAAUGAUCUGGUGCCUGGAAGGUGUUUCCGCCACCGACCCUCUCCAUGCAGAUUAGCUUUCCUGUGCCGGUCUCCCUCACGUCUUGUGCCCCGAGGGUGUGUUUGUAGAGCUUGGCAGCUUCCUCGUCUCGGGUAAAGAGGAGUAAGCGUCUCAGGUGCUCGUCCCAUUCGGAGACUAUCUCGUCCAGACAGGACAUCAUGAAUCUGGCCAGUCCUUUGCCUUGGUGGGAGGGGAGGACGUAGACGUCUGUGAGGUAGGCGAAGGUGAGUCGGUCAGUUAUCAGGCGGCCGAAGCCAAUUAGUUCUUUUUCUUCUAUAUAGAUACAAAUGGUGUCAGUUUGUGUAAGUCUCUUUUUCUUUCUUUUUUUAUUAUUUAAGUUUUACUUUUUUAUAAAAAGAAAACUUGGGAUUGUGAGGUGAUUUUGGGGUACUACCAUCAUAGAGACCGAGGCAAAGUGAGUUUUGGACUAGAGUCUGGAGAUGGGCGUGGGUGAGGGGUUUGGACCAGUAGAUGAAGUCUGAGUUGAAGGCUGCGGAGAGGGCAUCGAGGGAGAUGAGGGUGGGAUCGGUGGAGACUGUGCAUGUGAGGCUCUUGCUGCUUGUGGUGCCGACAGUCUUUGUCCAUGAUUUGUGCUCAGUUGGUUGAGACAUCUUGGAGGUCGGUGAAGCUGAUGAGACGGGAUGAACAAUAAGAUGGGAUGAGUGGGGAUGGCAAGUUCAGAGUGAUGAGAGAGUCAACUGUUGAAAUGAGAUAAGAC